AAUGCACACCUAUCUACACAAUGAUGUUAACUUUGUGUCAAGACCUACACCUUCCCCUCUGUAACCUUUUUGGAGGGUUUAUUCCUUGGGAUUUCCAGGGUCUCAGUAUCAGUGGAGCGGAUCUUUCCCACCUGGAUCUUUGCUGCAUCAACUUCAAGGUGGCCAAUCUGAGCCGCUGCAACCUGGCCCGUGCCAACCUGUGCUGUGCCAGCCUGGAGAGGGCUGACCUGUCAGGCUCUGUGCUGGAUGGAAGAGCUGCUGCAGCUUGGGAGGGCUGGGCUUGUGUUAACAGAGAGGAGCUGGAACAAACAGAGGGGUGUAAAACAUCGAGUUCUUAAAUAUAUUCUAGAGUUGUUCUGGUUCCCAAAGCUUUUACACUUCCUCCCAGUAAUGAUUUAAUGGGAUUGACUCCCAAAGCAGAAAUUAAAACUGUCUCCUUGAUUGUCUUUGGUGUUGUUCUUCCAGCUCUCAGUGACUCCUGUCUGUGCCAGGGUGCCAACCUGCCAGGGGUGAAGAUGCUGCGCUCCAACGCAGAGGGAGCGUCCCUGAAAGGCUGCAGCUCUGAGGACCCAUCAGGCCUUCAAGCUAAUCUGGAAGGUGCCAACCUGAAAGGAGUGGCCAUGGAGGGCAGUCAGAUGACAGGAAUGAACCUCCGAGUUGCAAUGCUGAGAAACACCAAACUAAAGAACUGUAACCUCAGGGGAGCAACGUUGGCAGGAACUGAUUUGGAAGUUGUGACCUCCAGGAAGCCAAUUUGAGGGGCUCUGAUGUGAAAGGAGCCAUCUUUGAAGAGAUCCUGACCCCCCUGCACUUGUCCCAGAGCAUCAGAUAGGGAAGAGAAGACGUCAAAGAGGAAGGAAUCCAAACAUUUGUUGUGACUUUCUUCACCUCCUCCCCUUCCUGAGUUAGAAGGAAUGCUUAUUAGACAACUUCCAUUUGCAGUAGUGCCUAAGUAGACUCUUUCUGAUCACUU
Messenger RNA from Corapipo altera (White-ruffed manakin), 973 nucleotides. RefSeq names its product BTB/POZ domain-containing protein KCTD9-like. The coding region runs from base 399 to 758 and encodes 119 amino acids. Lineage: Eukaryota; Metazoa; Chordata; Aves; Passeriformes; Pipridae. The transcript has 3 exons. The record is from RefSeq and is a predicted model, not a curated record.